GGCCUGCGGCGCGGAUGGCGGCGCUGGAGGCGGACGACGCCGGGGCCGCCCUGGAUCAUCUCAUCACCCAGUUCAACAGCUACGACGAUUACUUGGACUCGCAGAUCACCACGCAGGACCUGUUCUACCUGGAGAAUGAGGAGAUGGCUCGCCAGCUGGUGGAGCUGGGAUUCCGGGGAAGCGGUGAGGUCCUGAAAAGGGAAGAGUUUGAAGCAAGAAAAGCGGCUGCAGAGGCUUCAAGGCUCUCUGAAAGAACCCAGCAAAAAACGUUAUCAAGUGCAGGAAAAGAACUGAAGGAUAAUUUUCUGAAGGCAUUGGCAGAAAGGGAGGAAGCCAACCGCAGUGGGAAAAUGGCUUCCAUAAUCUUCAUUCGUGACCGAAAUUCUCGUGGUCAGGAGGUGUCUGCCUACAUUGACUAUGCACACAGGCUGAAGAUUGAUGAAUUUGAAAUAUAUUUUAAUGGAAAGAAAAAGCUUUUUCCAAGACGCACUGAUCUGAGCUUUUACAACUGGGAUAGAAAUGUCAGCACUUCAAAUGCCAGUCCAAAUUACCAAGUGAUUGCAGAAAAUGCAUGUGGAUUACUCUUCAAGAACAAAUGUGAUAGGAAAAUAGUAAAUGUGGAUCCCAAGGCUUACCCAGGAGACAGCACAACUCGGACACCUAUUGAGACAGAUCUCUACCUCCAAGUAGUCAUCUAUGACCAUAUCCUCAGAAGAAAGACCUAAACACCAGCUCAUUGGCUCUUCCUUCAAGUAUCUGUUUACCAACUUUUAUUUUAACUGUAAAAGAAAUAAAUCAGUUUGAAGAGAUCUCUACCAUGUGUGAAACUGGUCUUCCGGUGGAAUGGGAUGGUGACGUUUGGUCUGGGUUAGGGUCAGUUUGUGGCAGGCUGUUUCAGGGAUGCUGGGCGGAAGGAUACCCUGCCCCACUAUGCCCCUGGGCAGUAGUGGGGUUCCUUGCAAUCCCCAGAUCACAAGUACUGCCUUUCCUAGUGCCCUUGGGGCACAUGACACUGCAAAGGCAGUUGGAGUGAAGAGGUGAGGUCAUGGCCCCAACUUCUUCCCAUUUCACAGAAGCCAGCAGACCCGGCUGACUACAUGGGGGGGCACGCUGCCCCCCUUAAGCAGUAUAGUAGCAAGAAUAUUACCAUGUGUAGUAGGAGGUUCAGACUCCUGCCUGCAGCUCCCCCUUGGGCAGCGUGGCUCCCCUACACAGAGCUGUGCCUCUGUGGCACAAUUGAUCCCCGAGUGACCACUUCUGAGGGCCACCCCCAGGACUCAUCCAGGAAGAUCACACUACAGAAGAUAACAAUGGGUGUGAAGAAAUUUGCACUGCUCCUGUGGCCCUAGAGCACAACUUUCCUUCCUGCUCUUGCAGUGGCUCCAGUACAGCUGGCCACGUCAGCAACUCUCUGGUAUGAGGCUGUAAGUUCGGGCAGCAGCCCAAUGCCCCAAGCUAUUCUCCUUUGUUCCUGUGGCACUUAGAUAAGCUGCCAGUGCACAUACGAUCCAGACUUUGGAGCUAUUGAUGGAUACCUCCAUCCCAAGCACUUUGUAGCCAUCUGCUGAGUGGACAACAGGGAGGGGAAGCACCAAACUAUACAGCAAAAAAAGCAAGUAGAAAGCAAAGAAAAAGAAUA
Trachemys scripta elegans is the source of this 1639-nucleotide messenger RNA. It is a transcript of the gene CFAP299, whose product is annotated as cilia and flagella associated protein 299. The record is from RefSeq and is a predicted model, not a curated record. NCBI's taxonomy places the organism in Eukaryota, Metazoa, Chordata, Testudines, Emydidae. The transcript is spliced from 6 exons. The coding region runs from base 15 to 725 and encodes 236 amino acids.